Lactuca virosa is the source of this 297-nucleotide messenger RNA. The record is from the annotation of a GenBank genome assembly. NCBI's taxonomy places the organism in Eukaryota, Viridiplantae, Streptophyta, Magnoliopsida, Asterales, Asteraceae.
AUGGAAAAGGGGAGGAGAAAACAAGACUUGUGGUCGUGGAUACAUCUGGAAGAAAAAGGACCAAUAUUCCCUAAACCAAAAUACACGCUCUUCUUCUCACUAACGGCCGCCGCAUCAUCUUUCUUCUAUCGACGCCGCCUCCGAAAUUCCUUUCUUCCAUCAACGCUCCUUUCUCCAUUCCCGGCGUCGUCUCCGGCUCCAGAGUCGUCUCCGCCAAGCCCUCUGCUAUUGCACCAUUCCUCCAUCCUUAUCUGCUCAGAUUUGCCUGUGAAGCUGCUUCGAUCCUCAGGUAUAUAA